This is a messenger RNA of Acanthamoeba castellanii str. Neff, 1344 nucleotides long. Its product is annotated as MORN repeat-containing protein. Gene Ontology annotation, molecular function: protein binding. Lineage: Eukaryota; Discosea; Longamoebia; Acanthamoebidae. The record is from RefSeq and is a predicted model, not a curated record. The coding region runs from base 1 to 1344 and encodes 447 amino acids. The transcript is spliced from 5 exons.
AUGGAGCACCACCAGGAGGAGCAAGAAGUGGACGAAGAGCCGAAGUACGAGGGCGAGGUGGACGACGAUGGAGAACCGCACGGGUUGGGCGCACUGCACUUUCCAGACGGGUCGCGCAUGGGCGGCCAGUGGGUGGAGGGAGAGCUGCACGGACCUGGCGAGUACUCCUUCCCCGAUGGCUCCCGCAUACUUGGGGAGUGGGUGCACGGAGAGCUGGCGGGUCAGGUGGAGGAGUUCGACGCCGAUGGCCGGGUGCGGUACCGCGGGCGCUACGCCGGCGGACAACGCGACGGCGACGGACAACUCUGGUACCACGACGAGGGCGCGCGCAUCGCGGGCACCUGGUGCCGGGGCCGCCUGCAGGGGCCGGCCGUCUACACCUACCCCGACGGCAGCACCUUGCGCGGCACGUGGAGUGACGAGGGCGAGCUCGUGAGCGCAGUGUGGCACGACAAGAAUGGCCAGGCCGAUCCUAAGCACCGCGAAUACUGCUUCGUCGGCGUACGAGAGGAGGUCGAAGAAGAAGACGGCGACGAAGAAGACGAUGACGAUGAAGGAGAAACAAAGGCCGACGAGGACAAGGAAGAAGAAGAGGCGGAAGCGACGACGGAGUCCGAAGGAGCCAAGGAGGGCGCUGCAUCAGCGAUGAUGAGCAAGGGGGAGGAGGUGAAGGGCGCAGGCCGCGGGAAGCUGUUCACCCGGCCCCAUGCGCUGGUCGGGGACGCCUACGAGGGGCAGCACGUCUACGUCGACCAGUCGCGAGUCCCUCACUCCGGCCAGGGCCUCUUUGCUGCGAGGGACAUUGACAAGGACACCAUCUUCAGCUUCUACGCCGGCGAGAAGAUCACGCACGAGUUCAAUGACCGUCGGUUGUGGAGCGAGUGCAGCAACGCCAUCUCGCUCGACGACGAUCUCGUCAUCGAUGUGCCUCGCCCAUUCGACCAGCUCGAUCACUACAGCGCGUCGCUGGGCCACAAGGCCAACCACGCCUCGCCGCCGGACAACAACUGCAUCUACUACCCCUACGACGGCCAUCCGGUGUUUGGGAGGAUCAAGUGCCUGCGAAGCGUGCGGUCCAUCAAGCAGGGCGAGGAGCUGCUCGUGGACUACGGCUACGAGGCACACGAGGCCCCCGAAUGGUGGACCCCCACCACCUCCACGUCUGUCGACGGCCCCACCACGCUCAAGCGGAAAGCGUCGGAAGCGGCCAACCUCAACGCCUCCGGUUCACCACCGACCUCCUCGCCUGGAUGCAAGGCGACUGAUGACGGUGAUGGCGCUGCACCGGCCCACCACAAGAAGAAGAAGAAGAGCAGCAAGCGCCCCGAGAGGCAGGAACCGUGA